This is a messenger RNA of Biomphalaria glabrata, 2211 nucleotides long. Its product is annotated as sialin-like. The transcript is spliced from 11 exons. Bases 441 to 2204 code for a protein of 587 amino acids. NCBI's taxonomy places the organism in Eukaryota, Metazoa, Mollusca, Gastropoda, Planorbidae. Gene Ontology annotation, biological process: transmembrane transport; monoatomic anion transport. The record is from RefSeq and is a predicted model, not a curated record. Gene Ontology annotation, molecular function: transmembrane transporter activity.
AGGGGAAGGGGUGGGAAGACCAGAAUCCAGUGUGCUGUGAAUGUGUUGGAGGAAAACUACACUGACUACCUCAACCUGUUAAACGAGCGAGUCAAUGAAUCCCCCCAGUGUGUAGUAAUGUGAUGUGAUGUGUUCUCUGUGUGCUAAGACACGCCACGAAUUCAAUGACAACAGUGUGGUGAUUUUUUUCUCCUUGCUGAGCCUAUUUUAUGCGUUGUUGUUAUCAGUGUAAUAAUUGUAGGAUUUUAUAUAUAGAAUCAUAAAAUAUAUAUGUAUCUAAAUCUUAUAAUAAAUCUACUAGUUUACGGUUAUAAUUGAUAAACAGUGUUAGUUCUUUCACUGCAAGAGUUCUCUAUUGAUUACACACAUGUGUUCCCAGAUGGUUUUCUUCACAAUGAGGCUAUCAAACUAAACCCUGAUUAACCCACUUCUGGUCGUUAAUGCCAAACAUGAGCAAUGACGUCAUCACUCGCCAAGAUGAAGAAAAGGUCCGCACAAAGCUAUUACACAAAACAGAAGAGUCGGAAUAUCACGUGGCGUGCACGAGAAAAGGACCUCCUUGGUGGCGCUCUCAGCGCUAUAUUCUGGCCUACAUCCUGUGCUGGUGUCAAAUGAACAUCUUCUGCCAAAGGAUCAACCUGAGCGUGGCUAUCGUCUGCAUGGUCAACCACACCGCGGUCAGCGUGGGCCGCCACACUGCCUUUAACCAGACGUCUCCAUCUUCUGGGCUAAACCAUUCCGACUUUACUUCUGAUGGGGCGAAGAAUCUGAGCACACAAACUCAACUGUUAUCGCCCCUGUCUGGACAGCUGAGCGAUCUAGGUCUAGUGCACGGUCGCAGUACUGUUGCAGACACUCAAGAAACGUGUGGUAGUGCUUAUAGUGAACAGAUACACUUCCAGGAGGAUGGUACAUUUGUUUGGGACAAGGAGACUCAGGGAGUUCUCCUUGGUGCUAUUUACUGGUCAUACCUGACCGUACAGAUUCCAGGCAAUGUGCUGGUCAGAAAUGUCAAGAAGAAGACUAUCAUCUUGGUCUCGCUAACUUUAAUGACAUCUUGCACCAUUCUGGUCCAUGGUGCAGCAUUGUUAAGCCAAUGGGUAGUCUUCUGCCUGAGACUUAUACAAGGAGGAUGUACUGCUCUGGCUAUGAUAGCUUUGUAUGGCAUUUGGUCUAAAUGGGCACCUCCUGUUGAACGGACUGGCCUGCUCACUGUAGGACUUUCUGGUCAGAUGCUGGGCAAUAUCAUGGCAUUUCCUGUGUCUGCCUUGUUAUGCAAGUACGGCUUCCUAGGAGGGUGGCCCUCUGUUUUCUAUGUCUUUGGACUUAUCGGCUUGGUGUGGUUGGUCUUCUUUUGCUUGUUCACUGAGGAUUCGCCUGAGCACCAUAAAUACAUCACACCAGAGGAAAGAAGCUACAUCAUGGGCUCAUUGAAAGAAACCGAGGUUCACAAGCAUAAAGCUAAAGCUCCAUGGCUUUCUAUUAUAAAGUCUCCUCCAUUUUGGGGAAUCGUCUCCGCCCAUGUCAGCUACACCUGGGGCCUUUUCCUGUUUCUUUCAACACUGCCCCAAUACAUGUUUGAAGUUCUGAAGUUUGAUAUAGCAUCUAAUGGUAUUUUCUCCAUGUUGCCCUACAUUGCUCUGUUUGUCACAACUCUCUCGUCAGGUCAAAUAAGUGACCUACUUAUUAAAAAGCAAAUCAUGAGAGUCUUACUGGUGCGCAAGUUGUGUAUCAUCACAUCAAACUGUAUACCUGCUGUAGCAUUAGUCUGUUUAAGCUUUUUGGACUGUCACCAGCCUGAACUAGCCAUUGUCCUGCUAGUCCUAAGUGUUGGUGCUACAGGUUUUGGUUUGUCUGGUUUUGUCACAAAUCCAUUUGACAUAGCUCCACGCUUUGCUGCAGAGAUUAUGACCAUCAGCAACACACUGGCUACCAUUCCAGGGAUAAUCACUCCCAUUGUUGUGGCCACAGUCACCAAAAAUCAAACAAGAGAAGAGUGGCAGAUAGUCCUGUUUCUGACCUCAGCUAUAUAUGUCCUAGGGACAGCAGGAUUUUGUAUUCUGGCCUCUGCAGAUGUCCAGCCAUGGGCAGCGUUAGUCCAAGACAAUGGUCAAUAUAGUAUAGACAUUCCAAUAUCUCCGGUGGAACAAAACAAUGAAAAUAAUGUUGAAAAUAUAAAAGAAAAUAAAGUUGAAAUGAUUUAAAAUGUAA